Chiroxiphia lanceolata (lance-tailed manakin) is the source of this 2019-nucleotide messenger RNA. RefSeq names its product phosphatidylinositol glycan anchor biosynthesis class M (gene PIGM). Bases 13 to 1254 code for a protein of 413 amino acids. Gene Ontology annotation, cellular component: glycosylphosphatidylinositol-mannosyltransferase I complex; membrane. Gene Ontology annotation, biological process: GPI anchor biosynthetic process. The record is from RefSeq and is a predicted model, not a curated record. The transcript has a single exon. NCBI's taxonomy places the organism in Eukaryota, Metazoa, Chordata, Aves, Passeriformes, Pipridae. Gene Ontology annotation, molecular function: alpha-1,4-mannosyltransferase activity; GPI mannosyltransferase activity.
CGCGGGGAAGGCAUGGCGGGGUUGGGCGCGGCGCUGGCCGCGGGGCUGCUGGUGAGGCUGGCGCUGGUGCUCUACGGGCUGCACCAGGACCGCGCCAUGCGAGUGCGCUACACCGACGUCGACUACCGGGUGUUCACGGACGCGGCGCGGCUGGUGAGCGAGGGGCGCUCGCCCUACGGGCGGGCCACCUACCGCUACACGCCGCUCCUCGCCUGGCUCCUGACGCCCAACGUGUUCCUCGCCGAGCCUUUCGGGAAGCUGCUCUUCGCGGCGGGGGACCUGGCGGCCGCCGCCGUCGCCUACCGGGCCCUGCGGCGCCGAGGGGCCGGGGCCGGGCGCGCCUGCGGGUGCUGCGCCGCUGCCUGGCUCCUCAACCCGCUGCCCGUAGCCGUGUCCAGCCGGGGCAAUGCCGAGGCGCUGGUGGCGCUGCUGGUGCUCGCCACGCUGUACUGGGUAGAGGCGGGCAGCGUGGGCAAGGCCGCGGUGUGCUACGGGCUGGCCGUGCACAUGAAAAUCUACCCCCUCACCUACGCGCUGCCCAUCGCGCUCUACCUGCGGAGCGAGGACGGGGCAGUGGAUGCGGGGGGUGACAGAAAGGCGAGGUUUACGUCUGUGGUGCACAUGUGGCAGCUGUUUGUAAAGAUGCUGAACUGCGAUGUGCUGCUUUUUGCGACGGUUGCCGGAUCAGUGCUGGCUGCCUUGACACUGGCGUUUUAUCACCUCUAUGGCUGGGAGUUUUUGGAGCAUGCCUACCUUUACCACGUGACCAGGAGGGAUAUCCGUCAUAAUUUCUCUCCCUAUUUCUACAUGUUGUACUUGACAGCAGAGAGCAAAUGGAGUUUUGCCCUGGGGCUUGCAGCUUUCCUGCCCCAGCUGCUUUUGCUCCUGGUUGUGUCCGUAGCGUUCUACAGAGACCUUGCCUUCUGUUGUUUCCUACACACUGCAAUUUUUGUGAGUUUUAACAAAGUAUGCACAUCCCAGUACUUUGUCUGGUAUCUCUGCCUUUUGCCCCUCAUAAUGCCUAGUAUUAAGAUGUCCUGGCGUCGUGGUGUGCUGCUUCUCUCGAUAUGGUUCGUUGGACAAGGCCUGUGGCUUGCUCCUGCAUACUUUCUGGAGUUCAAAGGAUAUAACACUUUUUUAUUUAUAUGGUUGGCAGGCUUGCUUUUCCUUUUUAUUAAUAGCCUCAUAAUUGUUCAGAUUAUUUCACAUUAUCAAAAAGAAGCACAAGUUACAAAAAAACUCAAACAAUGGUAAUAAAAAAACCAAAAUCCAGAAACAGCCCUUCUGUCCUUGACAAGUCAUUACAUACCACCAGCACUUUGUUUAACUAAAUGUGUGUGCCUUGUACUAAAGCACACUGUAUGUAAACAUUACUAUUUUGGGGUGGUGAAGGCACUGAUUGGCCUCAGUUGCCCUGAGCAGCCCCAGUCCUGCCCUGAGUAGUGUCUGCAGGUGUACCUGAAACAGUGUUGCAACGUUCUCUCCAGCACUGUCUCCAAGCCCUGUGUCCUGCUGCUCCUGACUGGACUCCUUGGAAGUAUCCUGGACCAGUUCAUCAUUUUACUGAGUCUGAGAUUGUGAGUGGACUCUGUUAACCCAUGUCCCCUGACAUGUUUUCACCAGCCAUCUCCAAAGACAGUGUGACUGUACCCCAGUCUGUGACAGUAUGGCCUGUGCUGGGAUCACCCUCAGUUCCUGUUCGUACUCCCUCAUGGAGCAGCCCCAGCACCCUUAUUCUUACUCUUGGUGUUACUUUGCUUGUUGAGGACUGUGGCCUCUGUCUGGAAUAAGACAAAAGAUUAUAAAGGAAUAUUGGAGUUUGACAGUUUUGUACAUUCCACUAAGUCAGUGAGGUGUUUUGCAAGGACUAAUAAUGAAUGAAUAUAAGGCAAUCACUUAAUAUGUACACUGGAAUUUAUUUUUUCUUUUGUUUUCACAGUUACAUUUUAGCUAUGCAAUGUCUGUGGCCUGUACCUGGUCUUUAUUUGGAGAAGUAGUAAAAAAGUGGUUGUUUCAUAC